AAUCAGCCGUGUGAUAGGGCGGAGGAGCUGCCUGCAAAGAGCCUGAGGAGAAGGGGAAACAAAUUCAUUCACAGUGAAGCCGCUGGUGGUUAUUUUUAGGGUGGAGGUGGUGACUGGCAGCAGACGCCUUUGCAAACAUUCUCAUCGCAUCGCUCCACCUCGAAUUAACGCAGGAUGUCAGCGUAAAGCCGUGCGUAAAGAAGAAGCUGCGUGCGGCACGGCAGAAAGGAGACGUUUUACAGGCAAUUUCACCUCAAUCCUGGAGGAAAAAUUUUCCACUCUUCUCAUUGCAAACGACGCAGCCGGUGUUCCUGAUUUCUUGCUCAGACUGUUCGUGGAUCAGCGUUGUUGUUGUUGCUGUUGAGGAUACAUUUGUUGGUUUUUAUUAUUAUUAAUAAUAUUAUUAUUUUUGGGGAGCGAGCUGCUUCCAUCGGGUGCAGAGCAAAGAGAGAGGAGAGAGAGAGAGAGAGCAUCAGAUCCACCCAGCAAAGAUGGCGAAGGCAGACCAGCGUUUCGGCCAGCGGGACGGCUCCGACCAGAACUUUGACUACAUGUUCAAGCUGCUGAUCAUCGGCAACAGCAGCGUCGGGAAAACUUCCUUCCUGUUCCGCUACGCCGACGACUCCUUCAGCAACUCUUUCGUCAGCACCGUGGGCAUCGACUUCAAGGUGAAGACGGUGUAUCGCAACGACAAGAGGAUAAAGCUGCAGAUCUGGGACACGGCGGGGCAGGAGCGUUACCGCACCAUCACCACGGCCUACUACCGCGGUGCCAUGGGCUUCAUCCUCAUGUAUGACAUCACCAAUGAGGAGUCCUUCAACGCCGUCCAGGACUGGGCGACUCAGAUUAAGACGUACUCAUGGGACAACGCCCAGGUGAUCAUGGUGGGUAACAAGUGCGACAUGGACGAGGAGAGAAUCGUACCUCCAGAGAAAGGAAAACACCUGGCUGAACAGUUAGGCUUUGAGUACUAUGAGGCGAGCGCCAAGGAGAACAUCAACGUCCGGCAGGUCUUCGAGCGCCUGGUGGACAUCAUAUGUGUGAAGAUGUCCGAGCGUGUGGACGUGGAGGUGCCAGCGGCUCCAGGCACCAAGACCACCAGACUGACCGACAAGCCCGCCCAGCUACCUCAGAAGUGCUGCUGAUCGUCCGUCCGUUCAUCCCUCUGCUGUCGCCUCGUCUGCUCCCCCAAAAGCUUGAGAAAAAGAAAAAAACUGAUUAAUUAUUGUAACAUUCCUCAACACACUCUCUCUGCUUCAGUCCAUGUUUGUGAGCAGUCAAUAAUCACUAUGCCUACUGCGGUUUAUAUAGCCAGUUUCAUCCCCUUUCCGUCCCCAAGUAUCCGAGGUUGGUCCUUACAUAGGCGGAGGAGUAAGGGUGGCAGUGUACUCCAAUCAAAAUUUUAUUUGCUGUUUUUGAACAGGCGGUAAAGCUUAGAAAAAUUCAAGGAUGUUAUGAGAUUUAGUGCGAAUGGGAGAAUAAAAGCCUGGUCAAAGCAAAGUUCAUCCAUGUGACCUUGCCAAAUAGGUUGUUCGGUGUACGCAAGGACUACAUGCAGGGACAGUUGGCCACCAACACGCUAGCCAGCAAAAAAAAUGUAACACGAGUCCACUACAGUGAUUCUCCACCUGCCAGUUGGCAGCUAGUUGUACCUUUUAUUUGAGAUUUCUCUAUUGUGGAACAGGUUAUAGUCUGACAGAGGUCAUAUAGUCAUAUAACUAAAAGGGGAUGGUGCAACACAGCUAAUAAGCUACAAUAGUUUCCUUUGUUUUGAAAUAUUUUGCUCGGUCAAUGGUGCAAAUUUGAGUUCAAAAUAUUUAAAAUUGACACAAAGGAUUUUUAUGAAUUCAUUUCGUCCGUGCGAGCAAAUCCACUGAUUGCAACAAUUCCAUUGAAAAUAAAUAGAUUUGUGCAUUCAAUUUCACCAUUGUAAAUGCUGGUGUGACCAGGCUUCAAAGCUAGAUUUAUGCUUCUGCAAAGGCACAUUGUAAUGCAGAAAAGGCUGUUAUGCAUAACCAUCAUCACAGGGAAGCUAAGUAUCAAUAAGGUAUCCUGUGCCGCCCUGCACAUCAAACAAGCUAAUAGGUUGAUCCAACACCCUGUUGGGAAGAAAGGGUUCAAAGCAAACAAAUUAAUGUCGUACCCAAAGUCAGAAUGAACACAGCCUUAAAGCUUGAGUGCAACACACAUAAAGCGUUGCAUCAUUUGACAUAAAUAGCACAUACCAGACACCACUAUACCAGUAUAGCAGGUGAGAUUUAAAAUAACCCAAAAGGGCUCAUAAAAUCAUCUCACCAAAAUUUCUAAAACAUACUACUAAGCAUUUAAUUUAUAAUUGAAGCAUUUGUGAAGCUAAUGUAAUGAAAGAAGUUGAUGACACUGACACUUGAAAAUAGAACAGAAAAAGUCCUCCUAGAUGAAGACGCCAAAUUAGAUUUUGUUGCGAGUGCACUGCUGAGCGGAGCAGGGUCCACAGGUAAGCACAGCACUGCCUCUCCUCUCAAAGUGUAGCACAACGAGAAACUCACCACCACAGCUGCUCAUGUUCACAAGUUUACAGGUCGCAGUCAUUCACCCGUGAGUCAUUUGCCGAAAACAUCAGAUUAGGCUGCUUCUCAAAUAGCUAGUAAUAGUGAGUCCACUCGAAUACAAUAUGCCUAUAGCCUAACUUAACUGUUACUGGCCUUACUUAGUGCUGUUUAUGGCUUGAAAUACGCUUUAGGGCUACACCACCAAUGCACAACUCCCAGGCAGGGCUGCAGCCAAAAUCAUUAGAGGAGCAGGUCGAGUCCAAGACUGUCUAAAAAGAUGUCUGACAUUAAAGUCUAAUGCUGCUCUUUGGUGUUUUUAACAGUCUAAAAUUAAACAGAGAGUGCCUCCUGAUAGUAUUACAGGGUCCAUAUAGAUUAGUAGUGUUGUUAUUGGGUAGAGUUAUGAGACGCAUCAAUGUACAGUAUGCACUGAAACAAUAAUGACGGCACUUGUCCUUUCUUUAACAUAGAAAUCUACAGAAGCACAUUGCAUUCACCAAAGAAAGUCAUUUCUGGUAAUUAUGAAUUCUGCAUUUUUUGGAUCUUUUAAUUUCAAGAACACAUCCGUCAUACUGAGAUACAGAUCUUUAAAAUUGUGAGAUAAUUUUCUCACAGCAUUACGAGUUACGGAUCAUGUAAUCAUAACCACCUUUUUUUCUUUGGUGAAUCAAUGUAAUGCACUUCAAAAUCUCCGAAAUCUAUGAAUGAUGCUUUGUUUUGGCCUAGCAUGUGUUUAACUGACGACUCAAGGACAAGAAUUCUGGGAAAUCUGACAAUUCUCACUUCAAGGAAGUUAAUCGAUGACAAAUUUCUUUCAUGUGCACAGAACAAAUGUUGUGUGCAACUCCAGAUUGAUGAGCACAAUCGUUAUCGCCUCAAUCCUAAAUGUAUCUUUCCAGUUACCUCCAGCUUUUGUCAUAUUCUCCAGAUUCUCAGCACAGCUGAUGUGUGCUUCAUGGUGUUUAGACCCUUGAUGCAGAUAGGGAAAAACUCCCCACAAAAGACACUUAUUGGAUAGUUGGAUAGACACAAAAUGACCAUGAAAAGAAGCAAAAUAACCACAAAGAUAUGCAAAACAAGCACAAAGAAACAAAUAAAACACUGCAAAGAGACGCAAAACGACCUCAAAGUAGCAAAAGGACUACAAAAACAAUGCAAAACAAGCACAAAGAAACAAAAAAUUCAUACAAAAGGUCACAAAACAAUGUAAAAAAGAUGCAAAACAACUGCUAAAGAAGCAAAAAGAGAGGAAAAUAUAUCACAUAUAAUGUAUAAACUAAAAGAUUGGUUGAUUAAGCAUUCAAAUAAAUGAUGGAUGAAGUGAUAAAGUAAAUUGUUGUUAGUUGCAGUCGUAGAUCUGAUAAGUAAUUAGUUUGAAGCAUCUUGACCCCUGUUGCACAUUUUCAAACUAUGACUUGUCGAUUUAUUUACUAAUGUAAUUAGAAUUUUUUGUACUUUGUACAUUGUUUUCUAGUGUUUUCUGGGAGUAAAUGACCUACUUCUCAAAGUUCAGAAACCAAACUGGACAAAAAAAGAUAAUUUAAGCAGGUACAAGAUCCGGAUCAGACCCCUGCAGACAGCCAGAGACUCGACCCCAGACUGUCGCUGAGCGCUGCAGCCCUGCUACAUGGUGGCUUACAGCUUUUGCACUGGCCGACACAAUCCAACGCCAUACUGAGAGUGUUUUAUACUCACACACACAUAUGAGCAGAGCUGAUGAGUGAAGAGCACAUGAUUCUCUCCUUCCCCUUUAGCAGGUGUAGUCACUAGCCGUCAUGUUCGCAGUGUUUCCUACAUGAACGGGAGUGUGUUUGUGUGUGUGUGUGUUUGUGUGUGUGUGUGUGUGUGUGUGUGUGUGUGUGUGUGUGAGUGCGGUGUGUGUGUGUGUAAUAUUAGAGCCAACAUUGUGUUGCAUAUAGUUAUCAUGGUAUUUAUUGCGUGUUCAGUUGUAAGGGUUUUUUGUGUUUGUGUACAGUAUCUUUGACAGAAGUGAUAUAUUUAACAUGUCAUGACAGCUGAGACACAGUACGUGUGUGUUUACGAAAGA
Cottoperca gobio is the source of this 4578-nucleotide messenger RNA. It is a transcript of the gene rab3b, whose product is annotated as RAB3B, member RAS oncogene family. The record is from RefSeq and is a predicted model, not a curated record. Bases 492 to 1145 code for a protein of 217 amino acids. The transcript has 5 exons. NCBI's taxonomy places the organism in Eukaryota, Metazoa, Chordata, Actinopteri, Perciformes, Bovichtidae. Gene Ontology annotation, molecular function: GTP binding; GTPase activity.